This is a messenger RNA of Nicrophorus vespilloides, 645 nucleotides long. RefSeq names its product RNA polymerase II elongation factor ELL-like. Gene Ontology annotation, cellular component: transcription elongation factor complex. NCBI's taxonomy places the organism in Eukaryota, Metazoa, Arthropoda, Insecta, Coleoptera, Silphidae. Gene Ontology annotation, molecular function: cis-regulatory region sequence-specific DNA binding. The transcript is spliced from 3 exons. The annotation marks the transcript as partial. Gene Ontology annotation, biological process: positive regulation of transcription elongation by RNA polymerase II; snRNA transcription by RNA polymerase II. The record is from RefSeq and is a predicted model, not a curated record.
AAAUACGCCGCCAAGGAAGUGCUAGUAGACAGGACGGCCGCCAACAAUGGUCUGCUGAAUGGCAGGCGCUCCAAGUUUGAGGAUGGCAAGAAGGAUGGCCACUACGGCAGUGGACGUGUUUCCUCCAGCACGCAGAACAAGAUCGCGCACGUUAUCCCGGACAGCCAAUCAGAUAUAGCGCUGCCUCCGCAAACCGACGAAUUUCCUGAUUAUGUAAAAGAAUAUGCUAUUAUUAAGAACAUUGAGCAGCGUCGCCGUUACAAAACGGAUUUUAAUAAACAUUACGAGGAGUAUAAGGAGCUGUAUGGCGUCGUCAAACAAGUUUCAAAUAGAUUUACCCAACUCGAGGACAGACUCAAAACGGAGGAUACAUCUACUGAACAAUAUAAAGAUUUGCAACGACAGAUACUGAGGGAGUAUCAAGACACCAAAAAUGACAGAGAAGCACAACGUGCUAAAAAUCGGUUCCAGUACCUACAUGACAAGCUGUCGCACAUAAACCAACUCGUCUUUGAUUACAAUCAGAUGUACACCGACCAGAGUGAUAUCAGGUACUGAUAGUGGGCUGCGGCUUUUUGGUCAAUGACAUGUAACCGAUCAUCAUAUACGUUACGGACAACUACAAUUACCACCAAUGGACGACGA